Messenger RNA from Sorghum bicolor (sorghum), 1456 nucleotides. RefSeq names its product VQ motif-containing protein 25. The coding region runs from base 96 to 623 and encodes 175 amino acids. The record is from RefSeq and is a predicted model, not a curated record. Lineage: Eukaryota; Viridiplantae; Streptophyta; Magnoliopsida; Poales; Poaceae. The transcript has a single exon. Gene Ontology annotation, cellular component: nucleus.
GGCGGGUACUACUGAGCCUCCGUCUCCUUCGAUCGGCUUCUCUCUCUCACACACACACACGAACCACUCUCUGGUGACUGGCCGGCGGCGACGCCAUGAAGCACGCUGAGAAUAAGCUCCCGUACCCGUCGUCCCGCGGCGCAUCGUCAUCGCAGCCGCCCGCGCACCGGCGGCUCUCCCACGCCAUCGCGAAGGCGCCGCCGCGGAAGAUCAGGAUCAUCCACGUCCUGGCGCCGCACAUCAUCAAGACGGAGGCCCGGCACUUCCGCGAGCUCGUCCAGCGGCUCACCGGGAAGCCACCCCAGAAGGGCUCCUGCGCGUUGUCGUCGGCCUCGUCCACCGGCGGGGACGCGUCGCCGUCGCCGUCGCCGUCGCCGCCGACUUCGGUCUCGUCGUACCACACGGCGGGCGACGAGGGCCUCGGCGCCGCGGCGGGGAUCGAGAUGAAGGAGAAGGAGCAGGAGGCCGAGACGUCGUCGUCUCCGUCGGGUGGAGAAGGGGGAGGGUUCCUGCGCGCGCUUGAGUUGGACGGCUACGACGACGGCUUCUACCAGGGCCAGGGCCUCGACGAUUUCCUCUUCAGCUCCUGCGACAUGGACGCCGUGGCCGAUUUUCAUUUCUGAUCAGGUGCAUGUGGGCGGUUUUAAUUUCUGAUGAUGAUCAGGUGCAUGCGCUGGCAGAGCCGGGCAUAUUUUCCCCCUAAAUUCUCCUGGUCAGUCACUAGAGAACGAUGACAAUUUACAGUUAUGUUCCUGCAUUAGAGAAUGAUGAGAAUUUACAGUUAUGAGAUGAAAGAUCUCGAGUUUGCUCGGUUUGCAACGAUAAAUCACUGGAUAUGUACUUCCACUGUUCGUCUCUUUGUCCAUGUUCCAAAGCUGUCUUUUUGAUAGUGUCAUGAGCCCGAUGGAAAUGCGGAAUUAGUUUUGUUAUCAUUUACAACGAAUUUUGUCAGUGUUUGAUUCGAACUCUACUCUGUCUCUUUACCUCUGAAUGCCGCUGCGACUGCAAAUGGAAAGGGAUUUCUCUGAACUCCCAAGUGUUAAUCUGUCAGAAUUCAGUUACUAUUUACUCGUUUAGAACCAGAACUUGCGCCGCACGUUCGUAGGGCGAAACAGACAUGAUCACUAGAAAAAUGAAGUUACAGAUUUUUGCGUCUACCGCGGAGCGUUCUUUUGAUUGUUUUACAAAAGAGCAGAACUCUCUGUGGCAUCAUUCAGCUUUUUCUAGAGAGAGAGAGAGAGAGAGAGAGAGGGGGGGGGAGGGAGUAGUUGCUGCUGUCGCCACUGGUGCUGCACAGCUGCCCUGCUGAUGAGAGCAGAACGGCCUCUACAUUAGCACACCAUCAUUGGACAUGGGGCACAUUGUCAUUUGCUCCGGGCGGAAUUGAACGAUACCAGGCCGUAUCUUGGAAUUUAUCAUUCAGAAUAGCCGAAAGGGAUGUACUACUAAGUAAAAA